UGGAAAGCUUACGACCUGCCUUUUGCAACGAUAAAUACUCGUUGCUUGUUAUUGUUGGACAGCCCGGAACGACUGGAUUUGUUGAUUUACUCGCGUCAGAGAUUGAGAGAGGUUUGUUCAUGCAGAACAGCUGUGGCUUAACAUCGUAUACCCGACAUGAGCUUUUGGAUAUUGGUUUUGGAAUUCCGUGCAGUUUUAUCGACAACCUUCGACUCCUUCCUGAGAUCGCCAGAACACCCAAGGCCACUCACUCUACCCGGCCGGGCGGAAGUGCUCGCAGGUGGCGUCGAGAUCUUAAACAAAGGCGGGGGAAGCGCAGAGUAGUAAGAGCUAAGCUAAAGCUAACACCACACCGGCUCUCUUUUCCCAGCAACAUGUAUGAUCACUGGUGAACAAAUUGGAUGAGAUUCGACUCAGCAUCACUCACAGCAAGAGACUUUUGAACUGUAAUGUUAUGAUCUUCACGGAAACAUGGCUACACAGCGGCAUAUCUGACAAUGCUAUUGAGCUAGUGGGACACCACAUGCUCCGGGCGAAUAGAACGGCAGAUGGCUCUGGUAAGACCAGAGGUGGAGGAUUGUGCAUUUACGUUAACAAAGCUUGUUGCACGAACUCUGUUAUUGUUGGAAGACACUGCUCAGCUAACCUAGAGUCUCUCAUGGUUAAAUGUAGACAGUUUUAUCUGCUGCAGGAGUUCACUUCCACUAUUAUAACUGCAGCUUACAUUCCCCCGGAUGCUGAUGCCAAGCUUGCUAUGAACGAACUUCAUGCAGCCAUCAGUAAACAACAGACUGCUCACAUGGAAGCUGCAUUUAUUGUUACUGGAGACUUUAAUCACUCAAACUUAAAGGCAGUGCUCCCAAAAUUUCACCAGCAUGUUUCAUGUCAAACCAGAGGAAACAAAACUUUGGACCAUGUUUACACAAACAUGGUUGGAGCUUAAGCUGCGAGCUACAAGCUAAAUGUAGAGGAGCACUUUUCCAACUCCGACACUCGACGCAUGUGGCAGGGCAUCCAGGCCAUCAGUGACUAUAAACCCAGCCACCCCACCCCCACAGUUGUUGUCCUCUUCCUGAACGAGCUUAAUGACUUUUAUGCUCGCUUUGAGAGAGACUAUAGAGAAACUGCCACCAAGCUCAAAUCCUCAGCUGACCACCCACCAAUCACACUCUCCUGCAUAGAUGUCUACAACGCACUGAGCCGGAUCUGUUCGCACAAAGCUGCUGGACCAGACAACAUCCCUGGAUGUAUACUCGGGGCGUGUGCAGGGCAGCUCGAUGGGGUUUUUACAGACAUUUGCAAUCUGUCUCUUGCCCAAACAACUGUGCCAACAUGCUUUAAAUCCACAUCUAUUGUACCAGUGCCAAAACACUCCAGCCCAAAGUGCCUGAACGACUACCGCCCUGUAGCACUCACACCCAUUAUCAUGAAGUGCUUUGAGCGGCUGGUCCUAGCACACCUGAAGGACUCUCUGCCAUCCACACUGGACUCAUACCAGUUUGCCUACCGCAGCAAUAGGAGCAGAGAGGAUGCAGUUUCCAUGGCACUCUGUACUCACACAUUUGGACAAUAAGAACACUUAUGCACGAAUGCUGUUUGUUGACUUCAGCUCAGCAUUCAAUACUGUCAUCCCUUCCAAGUUAAUAGCUAAUCUUGGAGACCUGGGGCCUCAUUUAUAACCGUUGCGUACGCACAAAACAUGCCCUGAAAGAGGUGUACGCCACGUCCCACGCAAAAGAUGGGAUUUAUAAAAACAAACUUGACGGAAAAAUGUGCGCACCUGCAUGCAAACUCUGACCCAUGCGUACGGACAUUUUGGAGACAGAGCAGUUUGGCGACACCGAUGGUAUACGCUUGUGGGAUGUUGACCUGGAUGCUUGCAAUCUAGAUGAACAACUCAAACUGUUUAUUUCAAGACACUCUGCUUUCUUCUCCGAGGACCUCAAAGGCCAAAAGACACUUCAGCACAGCGGAGAUGUACUUGAGACCCAGGUGGUGGUUAACCCAUCUCAUGCUUUGGUGUGCUCAGAAGUUCGUCGACUUGUUUCUGAUGCAUCUCUUCACAAGCUGUUAAUUCUAGCAGGACAGUCUGUCGAAGAUACUGGCGAUCUUGUGUUGCAAACAGGGUCAUUUUCACUUAAUGACUUCAUUCAGAUAUUGGCAGAUGAAGAGAUUGGAGAUCUUUUGAGCUCUGCGGCCCCAAGUCAAAAAGCCAGCCUGACCCUGAGUUGCCCCAGAUAUGGCAUGUGGAGAAGUUCCCAGUUAGAAAAGCAUAAAUUGCAAGAAAUUAUAGGAAUUAAAACCAACCCUCCAUUGGUGCAUCCAGAGAUGGAGGGACUUCAGGAGUUCACAGAGUAUCUGUCAGAGUCUCUCGAACCUCAAUCACCAUUUGAUCUGCUUUUGCCACCCAGUACAGUUGGCUUUCUGAAACUGUCCCGUCCAUGCUGCUAUGUGUUUCCAGGAGGAAGAGGUGACUGUGCUUUCUUUGUUGUAAAUGGUUUCAAUGUCUUGGUCAAUGGGGGGUCUGAUCCAAGGUCCUGUUUCUGGAAAUUGGUGAGACAUCUAGAUCGAAUUGACUCUGUAUUGCUUACUCAUGUUGGUGUGGAUAAUCUGCCUGGUAUAAACAGCCUGCUUUACAGAAAAGUGGCUGAACAUGAAGAAAAAGAACUCUGUGAAUCACAGAGCAGUGAAGAUUGGCAGAAGAAACUUCUAUCUCCAGAAAUCGGGGUUGUAUUUUUUAAUGCUUCUGAAAGACUUAAAACACUUCAGAGUGACCCCAGGGUGCUUCGAAGUUCUGAUCAGGCUGUGUUAACAUUACAGAAUUUAGAAAAGUUAUUGAUUUCUCCAGAGCAGCUUAGCCGGUCAGCUGGUUCUACUAUUGAGCCAGUAAUCCUUUUUCAGAAGAUGGGUGUAGGUCGACUAGAGCUUUAUGUUCUCAAUCCAGUCAAAGGUAGCAAAGAAUUUGAGGUUUUCUUGCAAACUUGGCCUGAUGUAAAAAGUUCAGACAUCCCCUUAACCAGUACAGUGUCGAUAUGUGCUCUGUUGGUCUGGCACCCAGCUAAUAUGCAUGAAAAGUUGAUCCGUGUUCUAUUUUCUGGGUGCACACCAGAGUCGAAGAUCUUUGAAGGGUUGGAGAGGCUGAAGCAUCUAGACUUCCUCAAACACCCGGUGGUUAGUUUAAAGGACCUUGAGUUAGAAAAACUGGAUAAACAGCCAAAGCAUGCAGAGAGCAAGGAAAGUCUUAAGAGUAUUUCCAAAGAAUCCAGACUAGUUAGUGUCUCACUCAAAGAAAAAUCGUGCAAAAUGGAUUUGAAAAAGCAAGAAAAUAAAGGCAAGAACAGAUACACCAAUGAUACUGUUCAUAGAGAUGGAAAAGAGAGUGGGGAGAAAGCAAUGGUAAAAGACAAUGUGAAAAAAAACCCUCUGAAGCCUGAUAAGCAAGUUACUAAGAAAGAACCUUUUAAGGAUGAGAGGAAGGAAUUUAGGAGAAAAGAGGAAAGGCUGCCAAAGAAAGAUGACAGUGUUGACAAAAAGAAAGAGCCCUUCAAAAAAGAUGCAAGUGCAAAGCCCAAGAAAGAUAUUAAACCUGAUUUUAAAAAGGAGGUCAAGAAGGAGGUCCAGCUGGAAGAUAAAGGAACCAAAAGUCUUUGUAAGGAUGUUAAGAAAACCACUGGAAAUGUGCAAGGUAAUGGAGAGUACAGAAAGUCCGUCGGGAAGAAUGGCUCAAUAAAGAAAGAAUUGAUCGUCUCAAAAAAAGUCACUUUAACCAAAUCGAAGCAAAAGCCAUACAAAAAAGAAACUAACAAUAUGAAAUCUUCAAGUGAUGGGACUACAUCAAAUGACAUUGCUGCAGAAUUAGAAAACUCAGAGAUGGAGCAUGAGCCAUUUCAGAAUUUUGAUGACAAACAUGUUAAUUUAAGAAAUGAAGGUGCAAAUGAUUCACAAUUAAAUUGCUCUGAAGCAGGAGAGGAAAGUCCAGAGAAGUUCCGUUGUAUGGAUGGAUUUCCUGACUCUAACAAUGAUAAUGGAUCUCCAUCUCCAAAAUGUGUCAAUUUUGUUCUAACACCAACAUUGCUUGACGGAUGCUUAAAAAAGCAUAGAGACUCUCUGGAAUUAGUUUCCCAUGAUAAUAUUUCUCAGUUGUCUGGUGAGGAUACUAAGGUAGGUAACAGGAUGGCAUACAUUGAUGGACAGAAAACAGAUAUGGCAUUACCUCUAAAAGCAUCUUUUAAUAAUCCCAACACAUAUGAUGGAUCAGAGAAUUCUCUCUUUGGACCUCAAAGUGAUGUACUUUCACAUGAUGUUGAUCUAUGCCUGGUUUCACCCUGUGAGUUUAAGCAUCACAAAUAUCCAGAGAAACACCAGGAACUAUCUCCUGAGAUUGCUGACCAAAGUUCUGGCUUUUCUCAGGAACAGGUAACACUGACGUACCAAUGCAGUAAUAGUGAUAACCAGUCACUAGAGGGCCAAGAAAUCUCAAUGUCCUCACUGAUCUCGAUUUCUGAUUCCAAUGUCCCUCUAAGCACUGGAGAGUGUCCCAUCAUAAGCAAGGACUUGGACGAUGAAGACAGCGGUGACCUAUUUCCACCCCAGCAUCCUCAUUUGUUACACAAUGAUUCUCAACAGACUUCUGAAGACCCUCUACCUGCUCCUGUGAAGGAUUUACCAGCAAUGCCAACUCAGCCUGGUGCCUGCAUGACUGAUCCAGAGGCUGAUGGUCAGAGCAGAAGUUCUAAGAGCGUAACAUCAAAGACCAAGAGGCAAACAGCAUCAGCAAAGUCAUUAUCAGCAGACCUCAUAACACUGAGUGGAAAGACAAAGGCUCAAGCAUCUGCCAUUAGAACUAUUAGGGCAACACCCAAUCUGGACACCAGGCCUGCAUCCCGAAAUGCCAUAAGUGGAUCUAAACAAGCCCUUUCAAAGUCCUCAUUCAGUUCUGUCAGUGCUAAUGCAAGUUCAAUAUCAGUCUGUUUGGACCUGGCCUACCUGCCCUCUGGAUUGGCAGCCUCCACUGUUGAUGUAGAGUUUUUCCGUCGCCUGCAGUCAUCCUGCUAUAUAAUUAGUGGAGAUGAGCCACACAAAGAAAGCGUCAUGAGAUCUAUUCUAGACUCUCUGUUAGAAGGGAAAGCUUCUUGGCCAGAUGUGCAGGUAACUCUGAUCCCUACGUUUGAUUCGCUGGCUAUGCACGCCUGGUAUCAGGAGACCCACGAGAGGCAGAGAGAUUUGGCAGUCACAGUCCUGGGGAGCAACAGCACUGUUGUAAUGCAAGAUGAGACCUUUCCAGCAUGCAAAGUGGAGUUUUAAAGGCUACUGCAGAAUUAUACCCCCUUUUUUGACUAAAACAAAUGUCUUCACAUGUAAAAGUUGCAUGAACGGCAUUUUAAAACACAGUUGACCCAAAUGCUGAUUAACUAGAGCAAGAGGAAGAUGCAAUGAAUUCAUUCGUAAAGGGGGUUAGAUCAUGUUUCCAAAUUUAUUUUUAUGCUUGUUUCUAGCAGUUUUACAUUUGCUCAUGUUAUUGUGUGUUAUUCAUUGCAUCUUGUGGAUGUCCAGGCAUGUUAAGUUUCAUGACUAUUUGGUAUGUUUCUGCAUGCAUAUACAUUUUGCAGUUUGAUGCAACACAUAUACACUAAUAUGUCUGAAAGAGGUUACCAAACUUAAUUGUACGGAUGCUGUACAACAUGAUUUUUUUUACAGUGCUUAUACAGAACGUUUGGCUAUUGGCAAGUUAGCUAAAGAAUAGAAGUAAAAUUAGUUUUGCAUGCUUUGUCACAUUUUACUAAUUUUCUUACUACAGAGAAAAGCACACUUUUAUCUCUGUUUACGUGCAUCAGUCAGAAAAUAUCUAAAUGUUUUGAAGUAGUGAAGUACACUUCUGCAUUAAUCAGGACGUACAGUAUGGUUAUUCAGCAGACAGACAGGAAAGACAACAAACACUAAAGAAACAUUUCAUUCAUUUAGUUUAUGGCCUUUGGUUGGAGUAGUUAAAUCUGUACUGAUCACCUUGUUUGCCUGCUUUUGUUUUGUUUUUGAGUGUUAUAUAGAUGAAGUAACCUCUGUACAUUGUCAUAGGAAUGGUCUUAUGCACUCCAAUCAAAUAAAACAUUGUUAAUGUUAGUCUGAUGUAGCCAUGGUCAUCAAAAUAAUUUUUCAAGAUUGCAACGUUAUAAAACGGUCGGUAGAAAUGUUUAUGCAAUUCAAACUUUUUUAUUUAUUUUGUGGUACAAGUAAUAAAGUACAUGUUUUGGAAGAA
Triplophysa rosa is the source of this 6253-nucleotide messenger RNA. RefSeq names its product microtubule-associated protein 1Sa (gene map1sa). Gene Ontology annotation, molecular function: actin binding; microtubule binding. Gene Ontology annotation, cellular component: neuronal cell body; synapse; cytosol. Gene Ontology annotation, biological process: dendrite development; microtubule cytoskeleton organization; regulation of microtubule depolymerization. The coding region runs from base 1801 to 5304 and encodes 1167 amino acids. The transcript is spliced from 8 exons. The record is from RefSeq and is a predicted model, not a curated record. NCBI's taxonomy places the organism in Eukaryota, Metazoa, Chordata, Actinopteri, Cypriniformes, Nemacheilidae.